This is a messenger RNA of Musca domestica (house fly), 4170 nucleotides long. It is a transcript of the gene Actn, whose product is annotated as alpha-actinin, sarcomeric. Gene Ontology annotation, biological process: muscle cell development; actin cytoskeleton organization. Bases 435 to 3188 code for a protein of 917 amino acids. Gene Ontology annotation, molecular function: calcium ion binding; actin filament binding. The record is from RefSeq and is a predicted model, not a curated record. Gene Ontology annotation, cellular component: cortical actin cytoskeleton; Z disc; plasma membrane. The transcript is spliced from 9 exons. NCBI's taxonomy places the organism in Eukaryota, Metazoa, Arthropoda, Insecta, Diptera, Muscidae.
CGGCGAACACCGAGCACCUAGGGAUCCAAAGUAAAGUUGCACAAAAAUCCAACAGAAAGUUUUCUUACGAGUUCGAACGCACGAUUAUCGUUGGCGCAACAUUAGUUUUGAGUUGGCUACCAACGCGAGCGGGUCAUUCUCUUUGCAAGCGACACACAUUUAGAAUCUUAAGGAUACUUCGAACGAAAUACCAAUUGCUUUAGUAUAAUUCGCUAAUUUUUCGCUUCCAACUUUCAAGAAGUGUUGGAAUCGACUUCUUAACGUUCUAAAUCCCUCUACUCCCUGAAAGAACAAAACGAAAGAACAGCAACAAAAACACAAAAUAGUUUAAGACACAAAAAAUUAAACAAAUCUAAUAAUAAAUCCGAGAAAACCAAACUAACUAAACUAAAACGUCAUUUCAACUUCAACUACAGUAACACGACGAAUUCAAAAUGAUGAUGGAGAACGGUCUCUCCAUGGAAGGUUAUGGUGAAAACUACAUGGAGCAGGAAGAAGAGUGGGAGCGCGAGGGACUUUUGGAUCCCGCCUGGGAGAAACAACAGAAGAAGACCUUUACAGCAUGGUGCAACAGUCAUUUGCGCAAGGCCGGCACCGGUAUCGAAAAUAUUGAAGAUGAUUUCCGUAAUGGCUUGAAAUUGAUGUUGUUGCUGGAAGUUAUUUCUGGUGAAACUUUGCCCAAGCCCGAUCGUGGUAAAAUGCGUUUCCACAAAAUUGCCAAUGUCAACAAGGCUUUGGACUUCAUUGCCUCCAAGGGUGUUCACUUGGUAUCGAUUGGUGCCGAAGAAAUUGUCGAUGGCAAUUUGAAAAUGACUCUCGGUAUGAUCUGGACCAUUAUCUUGAGAUUUGCCAUUCAAGAUAUCUCCGUUGAAGAGAUGACCGCCAAGGAGGGCUUGUUGUUGUGGUGCCAACGCAAAACCGCCCCCUACAAGAAUGUCAAUGUACAGAACUUCCAUCUUUCAUUCAAGGACGGUUUAGCCUUCUGCGCUUUGAUUCAUCGCCACAGGCCCGACUUGAUUGAUUAUUCCAAACUCUCCAAAGACAAUCCAUUGGAAAAUCUCAACACUGCCUUCGAUGUUGCUGAGAAGUACCUCGAUAUUCCUAGGAUGUUGGAUCCUGACGAUUUGAUCAACACUCCCAAGCCGGAUGAACGUGCCAUCAUGACCUAUGUGUCUUGCUACUACCAUGCCUUCCAAGGAGCUCAACAGGUUGGAAAUAUGACGCAUGUUCCCGAACCCACAAGACAAUACACCUACGUCCCGAAUUACAAUGCUGAAACGGCUGCCAACCGUAUUUGCAAAGUUUUGAAGGUCAACCAAGAGAAUGAACGUCUCAUGGAAGAGUAUGAACGUUUGGCUAGUGAUCUUUUGGAAUGGAUUCGCCGCACCAUGCCCUGGUUGAAUUCCCGUCAAGCUGACAAUUCUUUGGCCGGUGUCCAAAAGAAAUUGGAAGAAUACCGUACCUACCGCCGCAAGCACAAGCCCCCACGUGUCGAACAAAAGGCUAAGCUCGAAACCAACUUCAACACAUUGCAAACGAAAUUGCGUCUCUCCAACCGUCCAGCCUACUUGCCCACCGAAGGCAAAACUGUUGCCGACAUCUCGAACGCCUGGAAGGGUUUGGAACUCUCCGAAAAGGCCUUUGAAGAAUGGCUUUUGGCUGAAACAAUGCGUUUGGAACGCUUGGAACAUUUGGCCCAAAAGUUCAAGAUCAAGGCCGAUGCUCACGAAGACUGGACUCGUGGCAAGGAGGAGAUGUUGCAGUCUCAAGAUUAUCGUCAAUGCAAAUUGAACGAACUGAAGGCAUUGAAGAAGAAGCACGAAGCUUUCGAAUCCGAUUUGGCCGCUCACCAGGAUCGUGUUGAGCAAAUUGCUGCCAUUGCCCAAGAAUUGAACUCCUUGGAAUACCACGACUGCGUCUCUGUCAAUGCUCGCUGCCAACGCAUCUGCGACCAAUGGGACCGUUUGGGUGCGUUGACUCAACGUCGUCGCACUUCUUUGGAUGAAGCCGAACGCAUCUUGGAGAAAAUCGAUAUUUUGCAUCUUGAAUUCGCCAAGCGUGCAGCUCCCUUCAACAACUGGUUGGAUGGCACACGCGAAGACUUGGUCGAUAUGUUUAUCGUGCACACCAUGGAAGAAAUCCAAGGUCUUAUUCAAGCUCACGAUCAAUUCAAGGCUACAUUGGGUGAAGCCGACAAGGAGUUCAAUUUGAUUGUCAACUUGGUACGUGAAGUUGAGUCCAUUGUCAAGCAAUACCAAAUUCCCGGUGGCUUGGAAAAUCCCUACACCAACAUCACCGCCAACGACAUGACCCGCAAGUGGAGCGAUGUCCGCCAAUUGGUGCCACAACGUGACCAAACCUUGGCCAACGAGUUGCGCAAACAACAAAACAACGAAAUGUUGCGCAGACAAUUCGCCGAAAAGGCCAACAUUGUUGGACCUUGGAUUGAACGCCAAAUGGAUGCCGUCACCGCCAUCGGUAUGGGUCUGCAAGGUUCCUUGGAGGAUCAAUUGCAUCGUCUCAAGGAAUACGAACAGGCUGUAUAUGCCUACAAACCCAAUAUUGAGGAAUUGGAGAAGAUUCACCAAGCCGUCCAAGAGUCGAUGAUCUUCGAAAACCGUUACACCAACUACACAAUGGAGACAUUGCGCGUUGGCUGGGAACAAUUGUUGACCUCAAUUAACCGCAACAUUAACGAAGUGGAAAACCAAAUUCUCACCCGUGACUCCAAGGGCAUUAGCCAAGACCAAUUGAACGAGUUCCGUUCCAGCUUCAAUCACUUCGACAAGAACCGUACCGGUCGCUUGACACCUGAAGAAUUCAAAUCCUGCCUUGUCUCUUUGGGCUAUUCCAUUGGCAAGGAUCGUCAAGGUGAAAUGGACUUCCAACGCAUCUUGGCUGUUGUAGAUCCCAACUCCACCGGAUAUGUGCACUUUGAUGCCUUCCUCGACUUCAUGACACGCGAGAGCACAGACACCGACACUGCCGAACAAGUUAUUGAUUCGUUCAGAAUUUUGGCAGCCGACAAGCCAUAUAUCUUGCCCGAUGAAUUGCGCCGUGAAUUGCCCCCAGAUCAAGCUGAAUACUGUAUCCAACGUAUGCCUCCAUACAAGGGCCCCAACGCUGUUCCCGGCGCCCUCGACUACAUGUCCUUCAGUACAGCUCUGUACGGUGAAACCGAUUUGUAAAUCAUCUGAGCUCAUGUGCCACACAAACAAUUUUAGUUCUGUAACCAACAACUCGUCUAUUUUAAAUGAUUUUUUUUAAGUAACCAAAAUUAGAGUGAGAGAUUAUCAACCACAUAGAUCGGCUAAAUAAAAUCUACAAAAAACAAAACAAAAACACUAUUCAAAUACGUUUUAAGUUAAUCAAUCUUAAAUAAAAUAUAAAUAAAUGUUCUAUUUCGUACUAACCCGCCCGCCCGCUCGCCCGCUCGACUAUACAGCAACAAGAGAAAGAAGAGAUCGAGAUUAAAACUAAUCCACCAUACAACACCACAUCAAUGCGAUUAACAAGAACAAUCAUGCAAAAUACACAUAAACACACACGCAUACAUGCAAAGCUUAUAAUCCUCACCACAGAAUAGCUGAAUGUGAAACUGACUCCUUUAUAUCACAAUAUACAUAUCACAGCAAGAAAGGGAGAAAUAUUGAGAGAGAUAAUCGGGAAAAAAGAAAGAGAGAGAGAGAGAGCGCAAGCAAUCAUAUUCUUUCACAAGGAUUUCAUCUUUCGAACGAUUGUUUGGUCCUGAAAGCCCUUUAUUGGGAUUGAUAUCAAGGAAAACUGAGCAAACGUGUAAUCUACCAAUGGAUUGGCAUUGACAGCGGAUUAGCUUAAGUCGCUGAAAAUAAUUAUCCUGGCAGAGAUUGCAUUCAACACCUAAACCAGAACACAACAGAAGGAAUCAACACUAAAACAACUUCUAUUUUUAUGAUCACAGUUCAUCUGAGAUGAAUAGAUUGUAAUGUAACUGAAUAUAACAAAUAUAUAUUUUUUUGAUAUUUUAUUUUAGUUUUUAUUUUUUGUUUUAUUAUUUAAUUUUUGUUAAUUUAAUUAUUAAUUUAUUCUAUUUUUAUUGUGCGCCUCAUCCAUAACGUUGAUAUUUUGAUUGAUUCGAUUUCGUUUCUAAUAAAACACAACAAAUAAAUUAUUAUUAUUAUCAUUUAAAUA